AGGAGGAUCUCUCUCUUCUCGCGCGUACCCUCUGGUUUUUUCUCUGCUACUGUGCUCUCUAAUGGCCGCAAGGAGUGGUGCAUGCGACGGAGUUCCGGAAGAGGUUUCGCGGAGCGAUUUCCCGGAGGGCUUUGUCUUCGGAGUCGCCACUUCGGCUUACCAGGUUGAAGGAGCAAGAAAAGAGGGGGGCAGGGGGGAUAGCAUCUGGGACAUUUUCUCGGAAAAGAAAGAAAAUAUCAAGGAUGGAAGUAAUGGAGAUGUUGCAGUUGAUCAAUAUCAUCACUACAAGGAAGAUGUGGAACUUAUCGCCAAGAUAGGUUUUGGAGCUUAUCGUUUUUCCAUAUCUUGGCCUCGUAUUUUCCCUGAUGGAUUAGGAACUAAGAUCAAUGAGAAUGGGAUCGCCUACUACAACAAUCUCAUUGAUUACCUGCUAGAGAAAGGUAUUCAGCCUUAUGUGACACUGUAUCAUUGGGAUCUUCCAUAUAAUCUUCAUGAGUGCAUGGGAGGAUGGCUAUCUGAGAAGAUUGUGGAAUAUUUUGCACUGUAUGCAGAAACUUGUUUUGCAAAGUUCGGAGAUAGAGUCAAGCACUGGAUCACAAUCAAUGAACCACUUCAAACAGCUGUGAAUGGUUAUGGUAUUGGGAUAUUUGCUCCUGGAAGAUAUGAGAAUUCAUCUUUUGAACCCUACUUGGCUGCACAUCACCAACUCUUAGCCCAUGCAGCUGCUGUUGCUGUGUACAAGAAGAAAUUUAAGGCGACUCAAGGUGGUCAACUUGGGUUAGUUCUUGAUUGUGAAUGGGCAGAGGCAUUUUCCGAUAAAUUGCAAGAUAAGGUUGCUGCAGAGAGGCGGCUGAAUUUUCAACUUGGCUGGUUUUUGGAUCCAAUUUUCUUCGGGGACUACCCUGCGGUUAUGCAUGAGAGACUAGGAGAUAAACUUCCAAAAUUCUCAGAUGCACAUAAAGAAUUGCUAAGGAAUUCGCUUGAUUUUGUGGGUUUAAAUCAUUACACAACAAGGUUUAUUGCUCAUGCACAAAAUACAGAAGAAAUCCACUUUUAUCAAGUACAAGAGAUGGAGAGGAUUGCUAAUUGGGAAGCAGGUGAGGCGAUUGGUGAUAGGGCUGCAUCAGAGUGGCUUUACAUAGUUCCUUGGGGCAUCCGUAAAGUUCUUAACUAUAUAGCAAAAAGAUAUCACAAUCCCCCAAUAUAUGUUACUGAGAAUGGUAUGGAUGAUGAAGACACUGAAACAGCAGCAUUGAGUGAGGUAUUAAAUGAUGAAAAGAGAGUCGGAUAUUUUAAGGGGUACGUCGCUGCUGUUGCACAGGCAAUCAGGGAUGGUGCUGAUGUUCGUGGGUACUUUGCAUGGUCAUUGUUGGAUAACUUCGAGUGGGCGCAAGGAUACACCAAGAGGUUCGGGCUGAUAUACGUCGACUAUAAGAAUGGCCUUGCAAGGCACCCAAAAUCAUCAGCCAUCUGGUUUUCCAGAUUCCUCAAGGGUGGGAAGGAAGAUAGCAGCAACCAGCUCAACCAAGCCUGAUUUGUCACUUUGGUUAUGCAGAAUAAUGCUUGUGUCUGUAUGAAGUUUGCAUAAAACUCUUCUAUCAUGUAUCUCUAGCUUUUCUAGCUUAUUAAAUAUUCUGCUACGUUGUAUAUAAAUAUGCGUACUAUGAAACAACGACCUAAUAUAAUAAGAAAAGGUUGAUAUCGAAGGUGA
Molecule: messenger RNA, 1711 nt
Organism: Phoenix dactylifera (date palm)
Lineage: Eukaryota; Viridiplantae; Streptophyta; Magnoliopsida; Arecales; Arecaceae
Gene: BGLU42
Product: beta glucosidase 42
Biological process (GO): cellulose catabolic process
Molecular function (GO): beta-glucosidase activity
Source: RefSeq, a predicted model, not a curated record